AUGGUGUUCUUCUGCUUCCUGGUAGACCAGAGGAGGACGGUGAGGAGCACGAAGCCGGCGGCGGGGAUCUGUUCGCGGUGCGGCGGCGGCGCCCGCGUGGCGGACAUGGAAACGGCCACCCGCUUCUGCUACGUCCCCGUCCACCGCCGUGCGUGGCGGGCCAUCAUCUGCACUCCCUGCGGCGCUGUCCUCAAAUCCUACCCCCACUGCUCCGGCCUCGCCGCCCGCCGCCGCCGCCGCCCCGGGUGA
Spirodela intermedia is the source of this 249-nucleotide messenger RNA. The record is from the annotation of a GenBank genome assembly. NCBI's taxonomy places the organism in Eukaryota, Viridiplantae, Streptophyta, Magnoliopsida, Alismatales, Araceae.